AUGACCGCCGACACCCGCCCCAAGGCCGUGGACCUUACCCACCACCUCUCGCUGCUCGCCAGGUCGCGCGUGCCGUCCCCGCUCAAGGACAUUAUCCGGUUCAUGGAAGUCAAGGGGAUCAUCAGCUUUGCUGGUGGUCUUCCUACCCCCGACUUUUUCCCAAUGCACUCGCUCAGUGCCAGCGUGUACCCCGCCAACACUGUUUUGGACCCCGAGAACCCGUCUCCGCCGGCUGAGAGCGUGGAGAUUUCUAUCCCCCGUAACGCGCCCGCCCCAGCUUACGACAUCGUUCGUGGCCUCCAGUACGUCGGUGGUCGCGGGCUCACAGAGCUCGAGACCCCGCUCCGCGAGCUCACGGAGAAGCUCUGGCCGCCGGCCUACUCGGACUGGGACGUCCUCCUCAACAACGGCAGCACGGACGGGUGGAUCAAGAUCUUGACUCUGCUCAUUGAGAGCGGCGACCACAUUAUUUGCGACUCGCAGAUUUACCCGUCGGCGCAGGCGGGUUUCGUGCCUAUGGGCGUCAAGUCGUUCCCUAUUCCCAGCGACAGCGAGGGCAUGUGCCCCGAGGCAUUGGCAAAGGGACUCGCCGAGUGGGACGAGAGCCGGGGCCGUAGGCCUCGGGUCAUGUACUCUGUUCCUGUUGGCCAGAACCCACUUGGCACGACCAUGGGUGCCUUGCGCCGCAAGGCGAUCUACGACGUUUGUGUCAAGUAUGACGUCAUCAUCAUCGAGGACGACCCGUACUGCAUGCUCCAGUUCCCCGCCUACGUUGUGGGCCAGCAGUCGACCCCACCCGCAGCCAAGGCCGACAUUGACGAUUUCCUCUCGCACAUGAGCAGCUCGUUCCUCACCAUUGACACGCAGGGCCGCGUGAUCCGUAUGGACACGUUCAGCAAGACGCUCUUCCCCGGUGCGCGCCUUGGGUGGUUCACCUGCAACGCCAUGUUCACGGAGCGCCUGGUCCGCGGUACAGAGGUGCAGACGCAGGGACCGAGCGCGUUCUCUGAGAUCAUCACCGGCGAGCUGCUGAACAAGUGGGGAGUCGACGGCUUCAUCGAGUGGAACGUCAACCUGUGCGAGCAGUACCGCGUGCGUCGUGACUGGAUGCUCGACGCGUUGGCCGAGGCAUUCGACCUUGUUCCGGCAGAGCAGGCUGGGGUUCCUGGGGCAAUUGGACUGGUUGCCUUUCCCAAGGGCAAAGGAGGGCCUGCAAUCCUCUCCUUUGUUCCGCCCAUUGGAGGCAUGUUCAUUUGGUGCAAGGCGCACUACAACACGCAUGCGGCGUGGGCUGGGUUCGAGGCUGACAAGCCGGACCAGGAGCGGGUGCGAGCGUUUGAGGAGAAGUUCUGGAUUCGCCUCGUCGAGGCGCUCGUCCUCGUCACCCCCGGUUGGUACUUUACCCCAUGGGAGGGAGGAAGCCACAGCCUGCACGAGGAGGGGUCGGGCAACUUCCGCCUGGCGUACUCUUUCGAGCCAAAGCACAACGUUGACGAGGGCAUUCGGCGCAUGGCGGACCUCAUGACCAAGGAGUGGACUGGCGAGGUGGACAUUAGUGGGAAGCUUUAA
Cutaneotrichosporon cavernicola is the source of this 1569-nucleotide messenger RNA. RefSeq lists its product as uncharacterized. Bases 1 to 1569 code for a protein of 522 amino acids. Gene Ontology annotation, biological process: biosynthetic process. The transcript is spliced from 2 exons. NCBI's taxonomy places the organism in Eukaryota, Fungi, Basidiomycota, Tremellomycetes, Trichosporonales, Trichosporonaceae. Gene Ontology annotation, molecular function: pyridoxal phosphate binding; transaminase activity. The record is from RefSeq and is a predicted model, not a curated record.